This is a messenger RNA of Drosophila virilis, 3628 nucleotides long. It is a transcript of the gene SA1, whose product is annotated as stromal antigen. Lineage: Eukaryota; Metazoa; Arthropoda; Insecta; Diptera; Drosophilidae. Gene Ontology annotation, cellular component: chromatin; cohesin complex; nucleus. The record is from RefSeq and is a predicted model, not a curated record. Gene Ontology annotation, biological process: sister chromatid cohesion. Gene Ontology annotation, molecular function: chromatin binding.
CCCCAAUUGCUGCUUUCCAUUGACGCUAUCGCGCUUUUUUUUCAUACGCAAAAACAUUGUUUAUAAAAGUAUAAAUAAAUCCUUUUAAAUUGGCCACCAGUUGAUAAAUCAACAUGAUGGCGCGCCGAGGUGGAAAGCGCAUACGUAUGGAUGAUCCGCCUCCGGCUCCGGAAUACGACGAGCUGCACAGCGAUGCCUUAAAUGAAAGCACAUCUGAUGCAGACAGUCCCACCAAGCGCAUGACGCGCCUGCGGGCACGCGGUGGUGUGCGUGACAAGCCGCCAAUCAUUGAUGACGACGAGGAUGAGUUCUUUGCCCCAGUUUCACGCAAAAGGAAGACGCCGCAAGCACGCAAACCUCCAGCGGAGCGCAAGGAACGCAUUGAGCGGCCACGCAAGGAGCCCGUGGAGAAGGCACACCAUGAACGCAUAGACAAUGAGCGUGAAAUUACCACUGACGAGAACAGCCUGUACUAUAUUGUGCGACAUUCUAAAAAUCCCAUUGCGAGCAUCGUUGACCAGUGGAUUGGGCAGUACAAGGGGAAUCGGGAGACAGCGCUCGUCGCAUUGAUGCAGUUCUUCAUAAACGCCAGCGGCUGUAAGGGCAAAAUAUCGGAGGAUAUACAAUAUCCCGUUGAUCAUACGGCUAUUAUUCGCCGCAUGACGGAGGAAUUUGAUGAGGAAAGCGGCGAGUAUCCAUUAAUCAUGACCGGCACACAAUGGAAGAAAUUCAAAAAUAAUUUCUGUGAUUUUGUACAAACACUUGUUAAACAAUGCCAGUAUUCCAUUAUCUACGAUCAGUUUUUAAUGGAUAACGUUAUAUCGCUGUUGACGGGACUCUCCGACUCUCAAGUGCGCGCCUUUCGUCAUACCGCAACAUUGGCGGCCAUGAAAUUGAUGACCGCCUUGGUGGAUGUUGCCCUCCUCGUAUCCAAUAAUUUUGAAAAUGCAGCUAAACAAUUUGAGGCCGAACGUGUCAAGUCGCGCGAUCGACGCGCAUCGGAUCGCUUGGACUCAUUGAUGACAAAACGUUCGGAGCUGGAGGAAAAUAUGGAUGAGAUCAAAAGCAUGUUAACCUACAUGUUCAAAUCGGUGUUUGUGCAUCGCUACAGAGACACGUUGCCGGAUAUACGAGCCAUUUGCAUGGCUGAGAUUGGCAUCUGGAUGGAAAAUUAUCCACAAAAUUUCCUCGAUGAUUCAUAUUUAAAGUAUAUUGGCUGGACGUUACACGAUAAAAUUGGCGAGGUACGCCUACGAUGUUUGCAAUCGCUGCUGCCGCUCUAUGACAAGGAGGAGCUUAAGGGCAAAUUGGAGCUGUUCACAUCCAAGUUCAAAGACAGAAUUGUGGCUAUGACAUUGGACAAGGAAUUUGAGGUGUCCGUCCACGCAGUUAAACUGGUUAUCAGCAUACUAAAAAUACAUCCGGAAAUAUUGGCUGAUAAGGAUUGUGAGAUCGUUUACGAGCUGGUCUACUCAUCACAUCGGGGUGUUGCACAGGCCGCUGCAGAAUUUCUGAAUGUGCGUUUGUUCCACCUCACUGCCGACAUGGAGGAAACGAAGACCAAACGCGGCAAACUGCGUCUGCCCAAUACGCCACUUAUACGCGAUCUAGUGCAAUUUUUUAUUGAAUCGGAGCUGCACGAACAUGGCGCAUAUUUGGUCGACUCGUUCAUUGAUAGCAAUGAGAUGGUGCGUGAUUGGGAAUGUAUGACGGAUCUGCUGCUAGAGGAGCCCGGGCCCAAUGAAGAGGUGCUCGACAACAAACAGGAGUCCACACUCAUUGAAAUAAUGGUGAGCAGUGUAAAGCAAUCGGCAUCGGGCGAGGUGCCCGUGGGACGUGCCAGCAAUCGCAAGUUUACGCUUAGCUCCAAGGAGCUAAAGGCUAUACAGGACGAGAAGGUCAAACUGACGGAGCAUUUCAUUGUGACUCUGCCGGCUCUGUUGGAAAAGUAUCAGGCUGACAGCGAGAAACUGGCCAAUUUGCUGGCUGUGCCACAGUACUUUGAUCUAAAUCUGUACACCACCAACCGACAGGAGGGCAACCUGCAGGCGCUGCUCGACAAAAUCAGUCAGGUAAUGUGCAUGCACACCGGCCGCGACGUACUCGAGACUUGCGCCAAGACACUGGAGUGUCUCUGCGCCGAGGGCAGCGCCACUUACACCCGCUGCAACAUUGCGCGCUCCAACAUCAUCGAGAAUGCGGUCAACAAGUACAAGGAUACCAUCGUUGAGUGGCGCAAUCUGAUUUUGGGCGAGGAGACACCAAAUGAGGAUGAUAUCUACAAUAUAACCAUAACGCUAAAAGUGCUGUCAAUUUUGUAUUCGUCGCACAAUCUGAAUCCGUGGGACCUAUUCAAAUCCCUAUUCCGUGACGUCGAGGAGGCUCAGUGCAAGGACAAUGUUGAACGUUGCCUGCCCAACGAGGCGCUGGCCUAUUGCAUAGAGGCCUGCUACUUCUCGAUUAGCUGGGGCCUCUACUAUGUCGAGAAUGACUGCGAGACGCUGAAUGUGGCUCAGGCAGUUGCCGAGCUGCGCGGCAACUUGGACAGCUUCAUGUCCGCCUGCUUUGAGCUGACCCGCGAUGGACCCACUGUCCAGAUUCAAGAGGCUGCCUACCAGUCCAUCUGUGAUCUGCUUAUAAUCUACUCGGAUCAGUUGGCGCGCAGCGAGAGUGAGCAUAUACGCAGCUUGGAGUACAAGUCCCGCAUGGACGAGCAUCUCAUAUUGGACAACUUUGUGCAGCACUAUGUGUUCUCGCUAAAGCAAGUUGUUGCCCAGGAUGAAACGCGCAUCGAGGAGCUGCACAAAAAACGCAACUUCUUGGCCUGCUAUUGCAAGCUAAUUGUCUACAACAUAAUACCUACGAUGCGUGCGGCGAGCAUCUUCAAAUACUAUGUCAAGUGCUAUAACGAGUAUGGCGACAUUAUAAAGGCGACGCUGGGCAAGGCCCGCGAAAUCAAUAAGGUCAACUUUGCGAUGACGCUGCUGCUGAGUCUCAUCACCGUAUUUAAGAGUCUGCAGGAGCAGAGCGAUGAUGGCGUUGUAUCAAAAAGCUCACAGGAAUUUAUUGACCUAAAGGAGUUGGCAAAACGAUUUGCGCUUACUUUUGGCUUCGAUGCGCUUAAAAAUCGCGAUUCGGUUGCAUCCAUACAUCGUGGCGGUAUUUACUUUGCUGCCAAUAAACAGCCCGACGAUCCAGUGCGAGCACCGACUCGCCUAUUGUUUCUGGAGGUGCUUAAUGAGUUUAACUAUAAAUUGUUAAAGCAGGACAAAAAGGUAAUUAUGGCCUUCCUAGACAAGGUCAUACCGCCGGGCAUGCCAUCGAGCCGAGCCGAGGAAUGGCAGCCCUUGAUACUCUAUCGCAACUCCCUGCUGCACGGCGAGACCGAUCAGGCGCCGGUGGCCACACGUCGUGCAUACACACGCAAGCGCAGAGAUCAUGAUGAAGAUGACGAGGAAGAGGAAGAUGAGGAGGAACACAAUGAUCCCGACUAUAGAGGCUGACCUGUCCUCUGGGGUAAUAAAAAAUAAUAUAAAAUUAACAACCCAUUCACUUAAUUAUAAGAAUAAAAUGUAACUUAAAUUUGAACGUAAUAUUAAUUAUACAGUUCAAAAGGUGUGACAGAGUA